AUGGAAUCUACAUACACAGAAAGUACAAUUUCCAAAUUGGAAGAUAAAGAGGAAACGAUCAAAUUUGAUGAAUCUGAAUUGGAAGAACAACUGCAUCGAGGAAGAGAUAAAAAGAGAAGAUUAUCAUUUCAUUCUCGUCAUUCUUCAGCCAGUAGACAUAAAAUUUUUCCAAUACGUGAAUCAGUUGAUCCUGGUUCAGUAUUACCUACUGUUUUCAGAACUAUUUCUCAUAAUAUUGAUAUUGAAAAAAAUCAUCAACCAAUUGAUUCUAGCGAUGAUAAUGAUGAUAAAGUUGACAAAGCUGACGCUGCUGCUAAAACCAAAUUUAGUAAUUAUUCAUUUAAUAGUGAUGAUAUUGGUGAUAUUGUUGAAAAAUUCAAGACUGAUUUGACUAAUGGAUUAUCUGCAAGUCAAUAUCAAGAAAACUUGAAAACUUAUGGUAUCAACAAACAAUCUAAACCUCCAUCAGGAUUAUUGAAAAGAAUAUUCAUGUAUUUCUUUGGUGGAUUUGGUUUGUUAUUAUUAGUUGGUGGUGUAUUAUGUAUCAUUUGUUGGAAACCUUUAGGUUCACCUCCAGCAGUUGCCAAUUUGGUUCUUGGGGUGAUUUUAUUGGUGGUGUUUUUAAUUCAAGCUGGAUUCAAUUUCAUUCAAGAUUAUUCAAGCUCUAAAGUUAUGGAAUCAAUUCAUAGUUUGGUUGCCAGUGAAAUUAUGUGUAUUAGAGAUGGUCAAAAAAUUAAAAUCAGUUCUCAAGAUCUUGUUCCUGGUGAUAUUAUUAUUUUUGCCCCUGGGGUUAAAAUUCCUGCUGAUGCUAGAGUCAUUAGUAAUUCCCCUGAUUUGUCAUUUGAUAGAGCAAUUUUAACUGGUGAAUCGAAACCUAUCAUGGCUACUUCUUUCAGUGAGGAACCAGGUACAAAUUAUUUGGAAAGUUCUUGUAUUGCUAUGCAAGGUACUUUUUGUGUCAAUGGUACUGGUAGAGGGAUUGUUGUAUCUACUGGUGAUAACACAAUUUUUGGUUCAAUUGCUCAAUUAUCUUCAAAACCUAAAACUGGAUUAUCUCCACUUCAAUAG
Candida albicans SC5314 is the source of this 1068-nucleotide messenger RNA. RefSeq lists its product as uncharacterized. The transcript has a single exon. The record is from RefSeq and is a predicted model, not a curated record. Gene Ontology annotation, molecular function: P-type sodium:potassium-exchanging transporter activity. Bases 1 to 1068 code for a protein of 355 amino acids. NCBI's taxonomy places the organism in Eukaryota, Fungi, Ascomycota, Pichiomycetes, Serinales, Debaryomycetaceae. Gene Ontology annotation, biological process: proton transmembrane transport; sodium ion export across plasma membrane; intracellular sodium ion homeostasis.